Messenger RNA from Nicotiana tabacum (common tobacco), 945 nucleotides. NCBI's taxonomy places the organism in Eukaryota, Viridiplantae, Streptophyta, Magnoliopsida, Solanales, Solanaceae. The record is from RefSeq and is a predicted model, not a curated record.
AUGCAAAUCCUGAACAACAACUCAACUUUCUCUGCUCAGGCAAAUAUGGCAGGAUCUCUUCAGUGGCGGAGACAUGGUGGCAAAAAGCUUAUUGUAGUCUCUUUAGCUGUUGCUGAAAUAAAGUCAAGACAUCGUGACACUAAUAUUGAUGUUGCCUUGUGGCAUAAAAGAUUAGGCCAUGUAUCCAAUAUAAUUCUUAGAAAACUAUUUUCUGCCAAACUAGCUAGUAUUACUGAUACUAUCAAUAAAUGUAGUGUAUGCCCAUGUGCUAAGCAAACCGAGUUGCCAUUACUUUCUAGCUAUAUUAAAACUACUGUUGCAUUUGAUCUAAUACAUCUUGAUGUUUGGGGUCCAUAUAAAUCUGUAGCUUUUGAUGGUAAUAAGUAUUUUCUGACAGUUAUUGAUGAUUUCACUAGGAUGACUUGGUCAUUUCUUCUGAAGCUCAAAUUUGAUGUGUGUGUUGUGCUUGCUCAACUUGUUGUAUUUUUUCCAACUCAGUUUAACAAAACAAUGAAAGCAAUCAGGUCUGAUAAUGGUUCUGAGUUUGUCAACUCUACCCUAUACAACAUCAAUAGGAUGCCAUCUUCUGUUCUUCAUGGUCUUUCUCAUUUUGAAUUUUUAUAUGAUAGAGCACCUGCUCUGGUACAUCUGAGAAUCCUUGGUUGUUUGUGCUAUGCUAAGAAAGUUCAUGAAGUGGACAAACUUCUUCCCAGGGCUAAGCCUGUUGUUCUCAUGGGUUUUUAUGAUACUCAGAAGGGUUAUAUUUUAUUGGAUCUUUCUUCUCACUGCUUUUUCAUCAACAGGGAUGUCUCCUUCAGGGAUGACAUCUUUCCUUUCAAAGAUAUUUCAGCACCAACACAUCCUAUUUACUUGCCUCCUGGGUCUUCCUCUUAUAGUGAAGAGCAGUUUCCAUCCUCUUCUACUCCUACUAGCACCAUGCAUUAG